Messenger RNA from Carcharodon carcharias (great white shark), 3423 nucleotides. RefSeq names its product interleukin-20 receptor subunit alpha-like. The coding region runs from base 110 to 2065 and encodes 651 amino acids. Lineage: Eukaryota; Metazoa; Chordata; Chondrichthyes; Lamniformes; Lamnidae. The record is from RefSeq and is a predicted model, not a curated record. Gene Ontology annotation, molecular function: interleukin-20 binding. The transcript has 7 exons.
CCCACAACUCUCCGGGAGCUUAAGGAUAAUGAUGUUGUGGGACCGUGCUCUGUAGUUCAGAGCUGUGUUAGGAGUAGGUGAAUUGUGGUGUUCCUGCGCUGGCAUUAAAAUGCCCACAACAGCACUUCUCAUGACCUUACUCAUUCUUUCAGAAGUUACAGGAAUUCCCUGCGGAAAUAUGUUGGCUGCCCCGAGCAAUGUGCAUUUUUUGUCAAUCAAUCUGCAGAACAUUGUGCACUGGAAGCUGGCUGGAGAGAAAGGAUGCAGGAUAUUGUCCACCGUGCAGUAUAAAGUGUAUGGAGAAAAAAAUUGGAAGAACAAAAAGGAAUGCCAGAACGUCACCAGAACACACUGUGACCUUUCAAAUGAGACAGCUGAUUAUGAAGAAUACUACUAUGCCAGAGUAAGGGCUGUUUCAAGUGCAGGUUUUUCAGAUUGGAAUAAAAGUGGAAGAUUCAACCCUAAGGUGGAAACAAACAUCAGUUCUCCAAAAAUAACAGUAGAAACUGGGGUCGGCUCCAUCAACAUUACACUGACUGCUCCCAAAAAAUGGAUGACCAACAAUGAGGCUCGAGCUAUUUCACUGGCAAAAGCUUUCCCUGACUUAAAAUACAAAUUAUCUGUUAUUAAUAGAAAGACGAACAAGUCGCUCAUUUUCCUAGAAGAUGGUAAAUUUAAAAAAGUGGACGCUCUGGAGCACAAUACCACAUAUUGUGUGACUGCACAAUCAGUGGAAUAUUCCUUUUACAGAAUAAGUGAACCAUCUGAACUUGUUUGUGCAACAACACCAAAAGAUCCUACAAAACAAUUGAUCAAAAUGAUCCUGCUUGGAUGUGUUCUGCCAGUCUUUGUUUUCAUUUUUUUGUUCGCUUUGAUGGGCUAUUUCACGUACAAAUAUGUGUGCAUCAGUGAUCAGAAGCAACCUCUCAAUUUGCUACUACAGUAUCGCCCGUCAAAGAAGACAUUUAUAUUUAUUCCAUCUGAACCUUUGAAGAUUAAUAUUAUGGUUUUUGAAAAUGGAAGCAAUAAAGCCUUGUCGCACAGUUGUAUGGAUCCUGACGAUUGUGAAACCUCUUUAACCUCCCAAUUUGGCAGCAAAUCUGCCAAUAAAUGGAGCGUCACACUGUUAUCAAAAGACAGCAGUAAAAUUGUAUACAAGUCUCAGACAGUGGAAAAUCCAACAACAGAAGAGUGUGCAAGUAGCAGACAGAAUGUGGUCCAGGCUGCCAGUCAACCCCAGCAAACUGAUCACACACCUCAAUCCCAACCUUCAAAUGGAAAAGAGGCACAGAAUGAAGUUCAGUAUGGAAUCACUGUCAUGGAGAACAUCAGUCAGCUGCAACAGCAGCAAGACAUCCAGUUGCCAAGUAAGGCAUGUACGGAACUGCAACAAGCUGGGUACAGAUCACAACUGCCACUAUGGCCUCUGAUCAGAAAGGUUGCACAGCACAACGUUGAAUAUAGUUUCAUUGGGACAGAUGCAGUUCAUAGUCCACAACAUGAACAAAUACUCCACAGACGAAAUGGGGAGGUUGAAGAGCCACAACAGACUGGUUACAUAUCACGAACACUUGCAAGUGGUAUGAACACACAAACCAUAGGGAGUACUGCCAAUUACACCAGAAUUGGAUCAUAUGGAACUAUUGAUCCACAACAAGAAAGCUUUUACCUGCCAAAAAUGCUCCAGAAACUAGAACAGAGUAAUUACAAGUCACAAUUUCAACCACAAUCACUAACUGGAAUGGCUCCACAGGAUGGUGUUGACCAUUGUCCUGUUGUAAUGGUUAGUAGUUCACACUUAUUGAAUGAAAAACACCAUGAUGAGGUCAAGGAGCCAUAUGCAAAAAUAUUAGAUUGGGACAUCAAUACAGGCAGGCUGACCAUACCUGCAGUCAGUAUCAAGGCAGAUUCAGAGAACAGUGAUUCUCUGUUACAAACUGUAGACUCAGGAAUUGGCCUCUUCUCUUCACUAUAUACAAAGGACCUUCCUGAGGAAACAAUGACUGAAGAAGAUACCUACAUAUCACAGUUCCGAAAACACUGGAGACUGCAUGUACAAAUCUAGCCAGCAGUAAUCAUGCAUCUCUGGAAGCAUGUGACAUGUGCAUUUUCUUUACGGUGUGCUACCCAUCUGCUUCUCCUGUUUUUUCUGUUGCUCUCAUGUAGCUUCGCUGGCUCAGAAAUUAGCCAGGCAGCUGGUCCACGGCCUCAUCCUAAGCCUCCCUUUGACUAGCGUGAAGAUAGAACACCACAGCUGACAUCAGAAUUCGGCAAGCUGGAGGUUCAGCUUACCACGCUGUUAAAGGGUUUCUUCCUUUAAGACCCCCCUUAAAACCUACCACUCAUACAAAGCCUUUGAUCAUCUACUCUAUAUCUCCUUGUGGUUUCUGAAUCAAAUUUUGUUCUAUAUCGCUCCUGUGAAGUGCCUUAAGAUGUUUUACUAUGUUAAAGAUGCUAUAUAAAUACAAGUUGUUGUUGAUGACAAGGAAGGUGCAAUGUAAAUUGUCAGAAUGUGUUUGCCAUUAGACUAUCGAAGUUAUUACAACUUUUUAUAAAGUUCAUACAUUUAUGGGUUUGUUUGCAUAUUCAUAAAAUAGAUUUUAGAUACACAGGCCCAAUUUUCCCCCAAUAUUUCUAACCUAACAAGAACCCAAGGUGCAUCGCAAAUUUGUUCAGUCAUUAACCCUUUCCUUUAUACCUAAAUAGCAGCUUUGGCAUUGCAGUGAACUGGAUACUUAAUUGUUACCAGAUAUGUAGUAACUGCAACACUUACCCCCACAAGCACACACGUGCAUACACACACACACACACACACACAAUAUAAAGCAACAAAACCGCAAUCCAGCGCAAAGUAAGACUUCAAGUAGCAAGUAAGGAUGAUUGUCAAUACCAAGCUGACGCUAAAAUGGAGUCCUGCAAGCAGCCCAUGCACAUCACAAAGCCAAGCAGUUCACUGGAACAGGAAGAAGGCAAAGUAGAAAGUCAGCCCAUCUAGUAUCCAAUUAGUAUUAAGGACAUAAAGAACUAAGGAAGCAGGAAAAAUUAUUUCUAAAGUAGGAAGGGAAUUCCAUAGCCAACAAAUGGAGACAAAUUUGGUGCAGUGGUUUGGCACAUUGCUCUUUUGCCUCUGGGACUUAGAUUCCAAUCCAAAACUGAAUUUCAUGAAUCUCGGUUGCCUUUGUUGACAAUAAUGGUUAGGAUCAUUUCCACUGAGACUGUUGUGGCACAAGUCCACAAUACAAAACUGUCUGUUACUUGAUUACCUCACUCAGAAAAUUUCCACACUGAUGACAAUACAAACUGCUAUUCUAAACAUUUAAGGCGUGUUGUUGAGUGAUAUGCAGGAAAAUGUGUCUGACUGAUCUAUAUCUGCUGGUCACUGCUCAGUGCUGGGAGUGGGUGGCAUAAAUAUUUUUAAAAUGC